UUUGCAGGUAUCCCAGUGAAUAUGAUGAACGUCAAGGGGCUUGCUGAUCUGAAGAAGAAAAAACCCUCCAAGGCCCCGAGGGGGACGGACGCUGGUGUCCCAAAACCCGCCGGUGACUUCUUCAAGAAGCCGGAGGGGCCAUCGGCGGCCCCAAGUGCUGAUGCGGCUGCCGCCGCCAAGAGGAAAGGCACGGGCAAAGCUCCCGAGGGCAAGAAGCCCAAGACCGGGGAUGCCGGGAAGAAAGUCCCCCCGGUGGUCAUUGUUGAUGAUUGCCCCGCCUCCGGGGUGCACGAGGAGAUGCCGGUGGCGAAAGUGUCGGGGGGUGUCCGGGAGCCAUCUUCCGAGGUCCUUACGGUCUCCCUCCCGGCUGGUACGGCCGUGAUGAAUGGCACAGCUGACCCGAGGGCGCUUCUGAGAGGUAUAACCCUCGAUAUUGACAGGGCAGCCUUCGGGGCUGAUGAUGACCAAGCCCUCGAGGACAGGAUCCUCCGGUCUUCCCUCACGACCUGCAUUGCCCUCGGAGAGCAGGCCCGGCGGCUAGAAAAGUGGCGCCUUCGCAAGGCCGAGCAAGACGCCAAGAUGCGGGAGCUCGUCCACCAGAAUUACGAUGCCGUCCGGCACAUGGCUAUGCUGGAGGAGAGCCUUCGGUAGAUGACCCUGCGGGCGGAGGCCGCAAAUCGGGGCAGGGCGGAGGCUGAGAGGUCCGCAGCUGAGGCCCUGGAGAGAGCUGCCAGGGAGGCCGAGGCCGCCAAGAUGGAGGCCGAGACCGCGAAGGUGGAGGCAGUCGAGAGAGCCCGAGGGGAUGCCAUCUCGGGGUUCCUGGCAGGGGGGGUGGCGGUCUGAGGAGCACAAGCAAUGGCUGUCCUCGGUCGACGAGUCCUCGGUCGACGAGUGGUGCGAUGGGCCCGGUGUGGAGUGGGUUUCCCGAAAGGGUAAACAAUAUUAUGAUGGGGGCGAGUUUUUCACCCAAGCCCUCAUGUACCGGAGGAUGGCUCGCCACUUGAAGAUUGAGCCAAAGGACUUCGACCCGGCGGCAUACGGGCAUCCCCCCUGCAGCCAGACGUCCGCGUUCCUCCCUCCUCCGAUGUCGAGAGGCCAGACCUAGAGGAUACAGAGCUCAUGAAGGAAGCCGAAGGUGACGAACCUGAGGACGACACAGAGGUCACUUCGAAGCCUGCGGAGGGGAUGGCCCCCAUGAAUGUUAAUCUGUAAUUUCUUAAUUUAACACGUUUUGAACAAUCCCUCUGUAAUGAAUGUUUGAAUGCCCUCGGCCUUCGGCCAUACAUUGUAACAUAUACAUUGGAAUCCCUUCUUUUUGAUGAAUGAAUGAUUGCCUUCGGGCUUUGUAUAUAUGGCUUGUUUUCUUUAAUUCAUUUCUUCUUGAAUGUAU
Molecule: messenger RNA, 1390 nt
Organism: Cuscuta europaea
Lineage: Eukaryota; Viridiplantae; Streptophyta; Magnoliopsida; Solanales; Convolvulaceae
Source: the annotation of a GenBank genome assembly